This is a messenger RNA of Osmerus eperlanus (European smelt), 2631 nucleotides long. RefSeq names its product heterogeneous nuclear ribonucleoprotein K (gene hnrnpk). The transcript has 17 exons. Gene Ontology annotation, molecular function: RNA binding. Lineage: Eukaryota; Metazoa; Chordata; Actinopteri; Osmeriformes; Osmeridae. Bases 296 to 1615 code for a protein of 439 amino acids. The record is from RefSeq and is a predicted model, not a curated record.
UGAGACUGAAAAAAGAAGGGGGAGUCCAGCUGCGAGGUGUAGCCAUUUCAGGUCUGUUUCGAAGAGGUUUAGUUUUUGAUUGUGCAAAGAGGAAAGCAUUUUAGCUACACUCAAUUACAGGCUAAGGCUAUGGUUUGCAGCCGUUCUCUGAUACUUGAAUAGUUCCGCCCAUAACACGCCCAUCUCUUCACAAUAAAUAUCGACCGACUGACCGAAGCUCCCGCUGUUCUCUCCCCGCCGUUACCUUCUCCCAGGACCGAGGUGCCCGCCCUACUUUACCCGCUGUCAGCCGACAAUGGAGACAGAAAUUGAGCAACAAGAAGAUACGUCUUUCAGCAAUACAGAGACCAACGGUAAGCGUCCGGCGGAGGACGUGGAUGAGGAGCAAGCGUUCAAGCGUUCCAGAAACUCGGACGAGAUGGUGGAGCUCCGCGUUCUCCUGCAGAGCAAAAAUGCAGGUGCUGUGAUCGGGAAAGGUGGCAAAAACAUUAAAGCCCUGCGCACAGACUUCAAUGCCAGUGUGUCAGUCCCAGACAGCAGUGGGCCUGAGCGCAUCCUGAGCAUCAGUGCGGAUAUCGAGACGGUGGGAGAGAUCCUGCUGAAGAUCAUCCCAACCCUAGAGGAGUACCAGCAGUACAAUGGGAUGGACUUUGACUGUGAGCUCCGUCUGCUCAUACACCAGAGUCUGGCAGGAAGCAUCAUCGGAGUGAAGGGAGCCAAGAUCAAAGAGCUCCGUGAGAACACCCAGACAAGCAUCAAGCUCUUCCAGGAGUGUUGCCCCCAGUCCACCGACCGUGUGGUGCUGGUCAGCGGCAAGUCUGAGAGGGUGGUGGAGUGCAUUAAGAUCAUGCUGGAGCUCAUCGCUGAGGCUCCCAUCAAAGGUCGCGCCCAGCCUUACGACCCCAACUUCUACGACGAGACCUACGACUACGGCGGCUUCACCAUGAUGUUCGAGGAGAGGGGGGGCGCGCGCCGGCCUAUGGGGGGCGGUGGGUUCCCCAUGCGGGGGGGCAGGGGCGGAGCGGGCGGCUUCGACCGGAUGCCUGCCAGCCGGGGGGGCCGUGGGCCCAUGCCCCCCUCCCGUAGGGACUAUGAGGAGAUGAGCCCCCGUCGGGGCCCCCCGCCACCCCACCCAGGCAGGGGGGGCAGGGGAGGAGGCCGGGGACGUAACAUGCCCCUUGGGCCCCCGCUCAGAGGAGACGAUCGUUUCUCGUCCUAUGACUCCUACAGAGGCAGCUCAGAUGACAGGUCAAGCAGUGACAGAAGAGGCAGACCAGAUCGCUAUGGCGAUAACAUGGGUGGAGGUGGAUAUGACAACAGCUCUUCAUGGGACUCUUACCAGUCAGGUGGACGUGGGUCCUAUAAUGAUAUGGGUGGACCAGUCAUCACCACACAAGUGACAAUCCCUAAAGAUCUGGCAGGAUCCAUCAUAGGUAAGGGCGGCCAGCGCAUCAAGCAGAUCCGUCACGAGUCCGGGGCCUCCAUAAAGAUCGACGAGCCCCUGGAAGGUUCCGAGGACCGCAUCAUCACCAUCAGCGGAACCCAGGACCAGAUCCAAAACGCCCAGUACCUAUUGCAGAACAGUGCGCUGCACCUGCUCGGACACCAGGACUAACUCCCCCCCUGCCACCGACGCAGCCCAUCCUCCUCUCUCUCCUUCCCUCCCUCCCUUUCCCUGUCAUGCCCCCACCCCCCCUACCCUUAUACUGCUAUAUAUAUCUUCAUUGACUCCUGUGAAUUUUCUUUUUAUUAUUUUUUUUUGUGUGUGUUCUUUCUACUCUUGUAUUCCAGUGUGAAGCAGUACUCUGGCCAGUUCCUCUAAGCCAGGAGACCUUCCCCUCCUUCCCUCAAUGCUCAUCCCCCCCCCCUCCAGCUUAUUGUCCUGGUUUGUGGGUUUACCGAUAUUUUUUCUUUUUGGGAAUUUUAUUUUUUUAUUUGUAUGAAGAUGAAGGGGGAGAAAAGGUCCGACAUUCCUGUACUUUUAAAAAUGUAGAUGUGCAGCAUUUCCUGUGUAGCUUUCUGCUUCUCAGUCCAUCUUACUGACCUGAGCUAAAACAUCUGGAGCGCUCUGUCCUGGCAGACAUGAACAUACCCUUUAGUUGUUUUUUUUUGAAUGGGUUUGUUUUGUAGUGUGUGUAUGUAUGUGCGCGCGUGUGUGUGUUUGUGUCAGUAGAAUAAACCAGUCCUCUGAGUGUGUGUGUGUGUGUUCUCACUCUGUAUAUCAGUAAACCCACAUGCGGCCUCACCCCCCCUCGCCACCAUCACCAUUCAGUGGAAAGUGCAGAAUGUAGGCUUUUUUUUCUUGUAAGAAACAUUUUAUGAUUUUAAAAAAUAAAUGUAGGAAAUCGUUCUCCUGCGUCGUGUUUUUCAGUUUAUUGAUGGGGGAGGGGGGAGGAGGAUUUAUAAUAAACAAAUCUGUGAAAUUACAGCAUCUAGUCAAAUAAAUUCUUUGUUUAUGAACGAAUAUAUGACGUUGAAAAUGUUAAGAUAACUUUCUAUUGUCCUCUUGUUAUAUGGACAUGUGUAGUGCUGACGUUCUGCUCGUGCAUUUUACCUGUCAUGCUUCCGACUAUACUCAGCAGUUGAGUUCACUGUCAAUUGUAAACCCAUGAAUAAAGAUGUCACUUUUUA